AUGGCGACGGGCCACGGCGAGCAGGCGAUGGAGGGGGCCGCGCGCGACGGUUCGACAUGGACGGCCGCGGAGGACAAGCUGUUCGAGACGCUGCUCGUCGACAUGGACGCGCUGCCCGACGCCGCCGCUGCGGACGACGCGCGCUGGGAGGCGAUCGCGGCGAAGCUUCCGGGAAAGACGGCGGACGAGGUGCGGCGGCACUACGAGGUACUGGAGGAGGAUAUUCGCGGCAUCGAGAGCGGCCGCGUGCCGCUGCCCGCAUUCGACGCCAAUGGCGCGUACGUCCUCGCGAGUGCUGACGUCAAGGACGAGCCGAUGACGUCAGCGGGAUCUCCGCGAGACGGCUCGGACGCGGAGGCGUCGGGGGCGCGGAAGGCGUCCGCGGGGAGCGCGGGCGCGGGGAAAGAGAAGCAGUCGUCGCCCGCGGGUCAGUCGCAGCAGCAGGCGUCGUCGCAGCAGCAGGCGUCGCAAGGGGCCGCGGCGCAACAGGCGCGAGGGUCGGAGCAGGAGAGGCGAAAGGGCAUCCCGUGGACCGAGGAGGAACACAGGUGCGCUGCAUGGCACAUGGCAGUGCAUGUCAGCAUCCACUGCACGCCCUCCCAUAUGUUCCCCCAUGUCUGCUCCUUGCUGAUGCCUCUGCCCGUGCUCUCCUCUGAUGCCCAUUGCUCUGCUUCCCCCGGCAGGCUCUUCCUGUUGGGGCUGGCCAAGUUCGGCAAGGGCGACUGGCGCAGCAUCUCGCGCAACUUUGUCAUCUCGCGCACGCCCACGCAGGUGGCGUCACACGCGCAGAAGUACUUCAUCCGCCUCAACGCCAUCAACAAGGACAAGCGCCGCUCCUCCAUCCACGACAUCACCUCCGUCGCCGCCGCUGCCGGUGCCGGCGACGCCGGGCAGCAGCAGAGCGGGCCGAUCACGGGGCAGCCGGCGGGGACCGCUAGGGCACCGCCCAUGGGGCACGUGCACCAUGGCAUGAUGCCCAUGCCGCCUGCCCCCGGGCACCCCGCGUAUGGCCCGCGCACCCACCUGGCCCGGCCCGUGGUGGCGGCACACAGCAUGCCCCUCCCCCACAUGGGGUACGUGCAGCCCCCCACCAUGCAUCACGGAUGA
Messenger RNA from Closterium sp. Naga37s-1, 1107 nucleotides. Lineage: Eukaryota; Viridiplantae; Streptophyta; Zygnematophyceae; Desmidiales; Closteriaceae. The record is from the annotation of a GenBank genome assembly.